Haliotis rufescens (red abalone) is the source of this 3583-nucleotide messenger RNA. RefSeq names its product glutamine--tRNA ligase-like. Gene Ontology annotation, cellular component: cytosol; cytoplasm; aminoacyl-tRNA synthetase multienzyme complex. Gene Ontology annotation, molecular function: ATP binding; glutamine-tRNA ligase activity. The record is from RefSeq and is a predicted model, not a curated record. Gene Ontology annotation, biological process: translation; glutaminyl-tRNA aminoacylation. NCBI's taxonomy places the organism in Eukaryota, Metazoa, Mollusca, Gastropoda, Lepetellida, Haliotidae. The coding region runs from base 18 to 2363 and encodes 781 amino acids. The transcript is spliced from 23 exons.
AUAGCACCACUGGCAACAUGGCUGCAAACCUCGUGGAUCUGUUUGUUGGCAUCGGCUUGAGUGAACAAAAAGCGAAAGAAACGCUAAAAAAUGAACAGCUGACACAGAACUUGAAACAUACCAUUGACCAGGCUGAGAAGUACGCCCCUGGCCAGGUAGCCAACAAGGACGUAGGCAAGCUGUUGUACAGCCUUGCCACUAAGCUGAAGGCACAGAUCAAGACCCAUCAGUCCAUGCUGGUCGAAUAUGUGGCAAAGAAAAAGAUUGCAUCUGAGGCACAGCUAACUGCUGCACUGGAGUAUUUGCUGUCCAACCCAAUCGAACCAGUGGACAAGGGUCAGUUUGAACAGGCGUGUGGGGUGGGUGUGCUCAUCACACCCGAAGAGAUUGAGACAGCGGUGGAGAAGGUUAUUGGCAAAUACAAGAAUGACCUGGUAGAAAAACGGUACAGAUUCAACACUGGGCUUCUUCUGAGCGAGGCUAGGAACAGCUUGAAAUGGGCUGAUGGAAAGGCUAUCAAGAAUGAAGUGGACAUGCAGAUUUUAGACCUCCUGGGCCCAAAGACUGAUGCUGACCUAGAGAAGCCCCAGAAACAAAAGACUCCCAAGCCAGCAAAGUCUGCAGGUGAUGCCCAGAAAGCUGCUGCUGCUGGCCCAUCUUCAGAGAACUUCCUAGGGGAAGACGGUCAUGUGAAGAGUUUCAUGGAGAUGAUGGGGGAUGCUGUCAAGUUCCACAAGCCAGGUGAAAAUUACAAAACUGAUGGCUAUGUUCUCACACCAAAGACUAUGGACAUCCUAAAAGAACAUCUCCGGGUCACUGGUGGCAAGGUAUAUUCAAGAUUCCCCCCCGAGCCUAAUGGUAUUCUCCAUAUUGGCCAUGCUAAGGCAAUCAACUUCAACUUCGGGUAUGCCAAGGCUACAGGUGGGAACUGCUACCUGAGGUACGACGACACCAACCCCGAGAAGGAGGAGGAGAAGUUCUUUGUGGGGAUCCGAGAGAUGGUGGAAUGGCUUGGUUACAAGCCUUGGAAAGUGACUCACGCCUCGGACAACUUUGACCAGCUGUAUGCCUACGCUGUGGAGUUGAUAAAACGGGGCCAGGCUUACAUCUGCCACCAGCGACCAGAGGAAGUGAAAGGUUACAAUAACCCGGAUUCUCCGUGGAGGGACAGGCCUGUUGAUGAAUCUCUGCAGCUCUUCGAGGAUAUGAAGCGAGGCAAGCUCGCUGAAGGGGAGGCAACUCUGCGCAUGAAGACAACUCUGGAGGAAGGGAAGAAGGACCCUGUUGCUUACAGGAUCAAGUUUGUAUCCCACCAUCGGACCGGAGACAAAUGGUGUAUUUAUCCGACGUACGACUUCACUCACUGUUUGUGUGACUCCAUAGAAAACAUCACCCACUCUCUGUGCACCAAGGAGUUCCAGUCCAGACGGUCCUCCUACUACUGGCUGUGUAACGCCCUGGACAUCUACUGCCCAGUCCAGUGGGAGUACGCCCGCCUCAACCUCAACUACGCCGUCGUCUCCAAGAGGAAAAUAGCCAAGCUCAUCAAUGAAGGAUUCGUCAGGGACUGGGACGACCCUCGUCUGUUCACACUGACAGCAUUACGAAGACGGGGAUUCCCCCCUGAAGCAAUCAAUCUCUUCUGUGCCAAGGUGGGAGUGACGAUGGCUCAAACCGUUAUUGAUCCCAUCAUGGUGGAAGCGUGUGUCCGAGAUCUGCUUAAUGUCACAGCCCCAAGGGCAAUGGCCGUCCUGGAACCUCUGAGGGUGACAAUAACCAACUUACCCAAUGCCACCAGCGAGGUGUCCGUACCCAACUUCCCCGCAGAUGAGAAGAAGGGCUUCCACAAAGUACCUCUCAGGAAAACAAUCUUUAUUGAACAGUCAGACUUUAGAGAGGAAGCAGACAAGAACUACAAGAGGCUUGCCCUGAACCAGUCUGUUGGUCUUCGACACGCCGGCUAUGUCAUAUCAGUCGACAAAGUCAACAAGGACAACGCAGGCAAACCCACAGAGCUGCUGGUCUCUUGCAAGAAGGCAACUGAAGCUGAAAAACCAAAGGCUUUCAUACAUUGGGUGUCCGACCCUCUCCCCUGUGAAAUACGACUCUAUGAAAGAUUGUUCUACCAUAAAAACCCGGAGGAUGCCAGUGAAGUGCCUGGUGGUUUCCUGACGGAUGUAAAUAAGGACUCGCUGUCUGUGAUAAAAGGCGCAAUGGUGGAUGUAUCGGUGAAGGGGGCCAAAACAUUUGACAAGUUCCAGUUUGAGCGGAAUGGCUUCUUCAGCGUCGACCCAGACUCUACAUCAGAAUUGAUGGUGUUCAACCGCACCGUGACAUUGAAGGAAGACCCAGGCAAGAACUAGACAGUCACAAAUGGCAAACCGCCCUGACCAGGUCAUCUUCUGUCACAGACAGGUCAUCUCCUCUGUCCACUCAACAAUUGUCAGGGCCAGCACAGCAGCCGGCACUUACUGCCACAGCAGAUGCUAGUUAUUACACAGAAGCAGACGACACUUUUGUCUGAGGCAGACGCCAAAUUUAGGUUGAACAACCUACGAUUUGAUGCAUCAGCUAUAGCCGGCUGUUAACAUGUAUAUUUAAUGUGUUAUUAACGCCCUGGUAUAGUAUUAGUAUUUACAGUGUGAGUCCAUCAUGAUAAUUUGUAAAUCAUUUUAUGUGACAUCUUUCUUCUUGUAAAUUAUUACAUUCAGAUUAUUUGUCUAUGCUCAUCCAACACAUGUAAAGAAUAUUUUUUCAGACAUUUUAUAACUGAAUACACAAAAGACAAUAUUUGGGUAAGUCAUGAAAUUAAUCGUUCUUUGGGCACAUUUUGGUUAUUGUUAACUUGGUGAUCGGAUUAAAAGAAAUUGUAAAUGACUCCGGGGCAUUUCAUUGGCUGACCUAGCAAAUAUUUCCUUUAGCAUUUUUGUCCAUAAACUGAAAAAAUAAGACAAUAUGUUAAUUCUUAUAAUUGUACUAAACAGUGUGCACACUUAGCAUAAAACUGCUGUGCUGUGUUUAAAAAAUGUGUACCAAGUUUUUACGUUUAUACUUCCAUAUGUACAAUUAGGAUAUUUUCAAGAACACUGGACAAUUUCCUCUAUGCAAAAGUCUCAUGUAAAUCAAUUGCUAUGCAUUUUUGAAUUCAAAUAGAAUCUCUCUGCAAAACUGUUCGAGUCUAAUGCAGGCAACUCCCCCAAAAUUGCCGGUGUCAAAACAAAAUCCAAAGGUUGCUAAUGUUCUUGUUGAGUAUAUACAUCGUAUACAUAAAAUAUCAUGAAGUAUUUCAAAAUUCAACAAAUAUAUGUUUGUACAAGUGAAUCCGAUACUUAAAUGGCUUCGUUCUUAACAAAAUCAAGGUUUCCUUUGCUGAUGUUAAGUAAACAGUGUUUGAAAUUAAGAAUAACUAUCAAUGGGUAUUUGUCAUAAUGCAUUAAAUGUAAAUUUUUGAAAAAGAAGCCCCCCUUUUACUGAAAAAUAAUGAUGUAUGCCUUCCAUUGUAAGGAAAAACAUUAUGUGCCCAUUUUAUUGCAGACAAGUGUCUAAGGAAUACAGUUGCUAACUUUUAUUUAUUAAAACAAGC